This is a messenger RNA of Diospyros lotus (date-plum), 2355 nucleotides long. RefSeq names its product indole-3-acetic acid-amido synthetase GH3.17. Bases 298 to 2133 code for a protein of 611 amino acids. Gene Ontology annotation, molecular function: acid-amino acid ligase activity. Gene Ontology annotation, cellular component: cytoplasm. The transcript has 4 exons. NCBI's taxonomy places the organism in Eukaryota, Viridiplantae, Streptophyta, Magnoliopsida, Ericales, Ebenaceae. The record is from RefSeq and is a predicted model, not a curated record.
GCUAGCUGUGUGCGAACACAAACGCUUCUACAUGGAGAUGACAAAACCAGGCCCUUUAAAUAGUAGAGCCUUUCUUCCUCAUCAAUUGCACUGUGCCUACUAUUAAUAGCAGUAGUAGUAACUUCUCUUUUGACACGUUUUCCUGUUCCAAGACGAGCCACAGCUCUGCCUGCAUUGAUUUCCGAUUCUUAUUUUCUAAAGCGUUGGUGUCCGAACGUGUUAACGCUAUAUAUCCUUAUAUAGAUGAGAAGUGUUAGAUCGGAGACCGGAGGCUGCUCUUAAUUAUAGUCAGCAAGGAUGUUGCUAGCCUGCGAUCCGACUGACAAUGAAGCUGGGCUGAAGCUCUUGGAGGACCUCACCACAAAUGCCAAUCAAAUACAGCAGCAAGUAUUGGAUGAAAUCCUCACCCGAAAUGCACGAACCGAGUACUUGGCGAGCUUUCUCAAGGGUCAACCUGACAAGCAACUCUUCAAAAGCCAAGUUCCCAUUGUCAAUUACGAAGAUAUCAAACCAUAUAUUGAGAGAAUAGCAAACGGGGAGCCAUCCCACAUCAUAUCGGCGCAGCCCAUCACCGAACUCCUCACCAGCUCGGGAACUUCAGGAGGGAAGCCAAAAAUGAUGCCUUCUACCGCCGAAGAGCUGGACAGGAAGACAUUCUUUUACAACCUUCUUGUGCCUGUGAUGAACAAGUAUGUGGAUGGAUUGGACCAAGGAAAAGGAAUGUACCUUCUCUUCAUCAAGCCAGAAAUCACAACUCCAGCUGGGCUCAAGGCAAGACCAGUGUUAACCAGCUACUACAAAAGCAGCAACUUCAGAAACCGGCCAUUCAACCGCUUCAACGUCUACACAAGCCCAGACGACGCCAUAUUAUGCCUAGACAGCAAGCAGAGCAUGUACUGCCAGUUGCUUUGCGGCCUCGUGCAGCGCCACGAGGUUCUCCGCGUCGGUGCCGUUUUCGCCUCGGCCUUCCUCCGAGCAAUCAAAUUCUUGAAGGACUACUGGCCGGAGCUUUGUUCCAACAUCAGAACCGGCCGUCUCAGCGACUGGAUCACCGACCAAAGUUGCAGAAACGCCGUGUCCUUAAUCGUCAGCGAACCGAAACCCGAUUUGGCCGAUUUGGUUGAAGGGUGCUGCAAUGGGGAGCCCUGGGAAGGGAUAAUUAAGAAGCUUUGGCCGAAAACGAAGUAUAUUGAAGUGAUUGUUACAGGGUCCAUGGCACAGUACAUCCCGACGCUGGAAUUCUACAGCGGCGGGCUGCCUUUGGUGUCGACGAUGUAUGGGUCGUCGGAAUGCUAUUUAGGGAUCAAUCUUGAGCCAUUGUGCAAGCCUUGCGAUGUGUCUUAUACGCUUCUCCCAAACAUGGCCUUCUUCGAGUUCCUGCCGGUGCCGGUGGAGAAAAGCCAUCUCCAAUGCAAUGGCGCGGUCUCCGAUUUGAAUUGCGAAGCAUCGGACGCCGAUCGGAGGCCGGAAACUGCGGCGGUCGGUCUUGGGGAUGUGAAGAUCGGUCACUACUAUGAACUGAUUGUUACCACUUUUACAGGCCUAUACAGAUACAGAGUCGGAGACAUUCUCAUGGUGACCGGCUUCCGCAACGCCGCGCCCCAGUUCCGGUUCGUGCACCGGCGAAAUGUGGUUUUAAGCAUCGACACGGACAAGACGAAGGAAGACGACCUCUUGAACGCCGUCGCCGAAGCGAAGCAGAUCAUCGAGCCUCUCGGCUUCCUCCUCACGGAGUACACCAGCUACGCCGACACGUCGUCGGUGCCUGGCCAUUACGUGCUGUUUUGGGAGCUCAACAAUAUUAUUGAUCUUCAUCAUCUUUACCAUCCAAUGCAAGUUGACGAAGCUGUAAUGGAAAAAUGCUGCUUCAAAGUGGAAGAAAAGCUGGAUUCAGUGUACAGAAGAUGCCGGAGGAGGGAUAGAUCGAUAGGGCCUCUGGAGAUACGGGUGGUGAAACGUGGAACGUUCGAUGUGCUGAUGGAUUUCUGUGUUUCGAAGGGGUCUUCGGUGAAUCAAUACAAGACGCCGAGGUGCAUUAAAUCGGAGGAAGCCAUUGGGAUUUUGGAGUCGAGGGUGAUGGGAAGAUUCUUCAGUAGAGAGGUUCCGUCGUGGCCGGAAGAAUCCAUGAUUUAGGGGCCUUGUUUCCUAUCAAGAAGGCAGCGAUUCUCACGCCGGAUCCUGAGUUUCCAGCUGGAGGGCGUCAUUUUUCCUCAUUAAUUAAUCGGGGCAUUUGAUUUGUAGACUUCUCUUGUACUCUGAUGGGUUACUCUCCCUGUCAGUGCCUACGUUUAAUUGUAUGAGAUUGACUGAUAAUAUAUUAUGGACCUUCUUACCAAUGAAAUGUAAAGUUUGAUA